UAUGUGCCUCUCCCUCCCUCAGCCAAAAGAACAAACAGGGUGACGAUAAAUAGAUGAUGAGAUAAGGAUUUAGAGCCCCACCUUUCAUUUCCCUCUUUUUCUUUCAUCGUUCAGUCACAGAACAAAACCCUUUCAUUGACAAAAUAGCAGAGCUUCAGAGAAACGAGCGCGCACAGCAACCGUUUCUGGGUCACACCCCCAGAACUCAAUUAAUAAGUUUUCCUGGAAAAGGUGAAAAAAGUAAUGAAGCUAAUGUCUAGCUGCUGAAUCUAUUUUCAACUGCUGCACUUAUUAUAAACAUGACACCUGUGAUUCCAAGUUCUGUAUGCAAUGUUUCACUUAUUCCUGGAAGUCCCUUUGUCAUGAGGAAGAAUGAAUGCCUAAAAAGAUGCAAAUUUUUUAGGAACUCUACUGAUAAAAAAUUGCCCCUGCAAAAAUAUAUCUUACCUGUUUCAACAUCAGUUAGAUUAUUUCCCCAGUGUAGAAGUGGAUUUGCUUUAUAUCAUAAAUCAAGAAUCCAUAGAGUAUCAGCCACCGGAACUGAUUUAACUGUAGAAGAAGUAGACUCUCCUGCUACAGAUGAUAAUGGCUCUGAAAUUUCGUCAGAAGUAGUUGAAACAAGUGAAGAAUCAUCUGGUGGAUCAAAUGCCUCUGAUAGACCAACUCAAAGCAAACGUUCGAGACCUGCUAGGAAGAGUGAGAUGCCACCAGUGAAGCCUGAGGAACUGGUUCCUGGUGCAAUGUUUACUGGAAAAGUGAGGUCAAUCCAACCAUUUGGAGCUUUCGUUGAUUUUGGUGCUUUUACUGAUGGCCUUGUACAUGUUUCCAGGUUGAGUGACAGCUUUGUUAAGGAUGUUGGAAAUGUUGUCUCUGUUGGACAAGAGGUAAAGGUGAGAUUAGUAGAAGCGAACAUGGAGACUGGACGUAUCUCUCUAACUAUGCGUGAAAGUGACGACAUUAGCAAGCUGCAGCAAAGGAAUGAUGCUCCUGGCAGUAGCGAUAAAGCAAGACCCUCCAGAAAGGGGCCAAGGUCCAACCAAAAGAGAGAUAACGUAAAGAAAGUCUCAAAGUUUGUCAAGGGACAGGACCUUGAGGGCACAGUAAAAAAUUUAACUAGAUCUGGUUCCUUUAUAACCCUUCCUGAAGGAGAGGAAGGAUUCCUACCUGCUUCAGAGGAAUUGGAUGAAGGAUUUGGAAACAUUAUGGGGGGCUCAUCACUGCAAAUUGGCCAAGAAGUUAGUGUCCGUGUAUUGCAAAUCACACGAGGACAGGUAACCUUGACAAUGAAAAAAGAAGAAGCUGCUGGAGAAUUGGACUCAAAACUCCGCCAGGGGGUUGUCCAUGCAGCAACUAACCCAUUUCUGUUGGCUUUCCGUAAAAAUAAGGACAUUGCUUCUUUUUUGGAUGAGAAAGAGAAAGAGGCAGAACCAGCUGACAACAGUUUGGAAACUGCACCGACAACUGAUCAGAUAGAAGGAAAGGUAAGUCAAACUGAGACUGAGCUUGAAGAAGUGCAGAGCCAACAAGCAAGCAGCAGUGAGGGACUACUAAAUGACCUUUCCGGAGUUGAUGAAAAGGUAGAAGAUAAUCAAACUUCUCUGAAGGAAGUUGAUGGGGAAGCCAGCACAGCAGUAGAUACCUCACAUGAAAUUCCUAUUGACCGUAAGGACUCAGAAAGCAAAGUCUCUGAUUCAUCAGAAGUGAUAGAUGGGCUGGUUCAGGGAAAGGAGGAAGAAACAAAGGUGAGAACUGAAAUACUGGAAGAAAGCGUAUCUACUACAGAUCAGCUAACUGAGGAACCUCCUGCAACUGUAGAAGAUAGUCAAACUUCUCCAAAGGAAGUUGAUGUGGAAGCAAGCACAGCAGUAGAUACCUCACAUGAAAUUCCUAUUGACAAUAAGGACUCAGAAAUCAAAGUCUCUGAUUCAUCAGAAGUGAUAGAUGGGCUGGUUCAGGGAAAAGAGGAAGAAACAAAGGUGAGAACUGAAAUACUGGAAGAAAGCGUAUCUACUACAGAUCAGCUAACUGAGGAACCUCCUGCAACAGUAGAAGAUAGUCAAAUUUCUCCAAAGGAAGUUGAUGUGGAAGCCAGCACAGCAGUAGAUACCUCACAUGAAAUUCCUAUUGAGAAUAAGGAUUCAGAAAGCAAAGUCUCUGAUUCAUUAGAAGUGAUAGAUGGGCUGGUUCAGGGAAAAGAGGAAGAAACAGAGGUGAGAACUGAAAUACUGACUCCUGAAGAAAGCAUAUCUACUUCAGAUCAGCUAACUGCUGCAACUAAUAGGGUGGAAAAUGAGAGAGAGAGUGACUUACCAGGAGAAGCAGAGGGUCAAAUCUCACCAGAAGAUCAGGUUAGUGAAGAACUUACUCAAAUUUCAGACAAUGGUAGCCCAGAAGUUAAAUCUGAUUCAUUACAAAGUUCAGAUAGUGAAACUGAAAUUAUAGUGGAAAAGGUGGAGGUUAGGUCUGAAUUAUUGCCUACUGAAGAGGAGGUGUCUGCUACCGAGGAGAUUCAUACAAAUGAUUUGGAAAAUAGAGAAAAAUUCAAUUUAUCAGGGCAAAUAACUGAUCCAAUCACAUCAGAAAGUACGACUAGCAAAGAAGUUGCAGAAAGUGAAGCUGAUCAGUCCAUUUUAGAAGAUGAAGUACAAAUUCCAAACAUUGAGGCAAAGUAUGAGAUUCUUUCUGAUGUGAUUGUCGAAGAGGAUAAGGUGGGGUCUGACCCUGAGAAAAAUGGCAUGGUUACUAAUUCAAAUGGACAAAGUGGUGCACCCAUGCCAAAGGAAAGCACAACCAAAGCAACCAUAUCACCAGCUCUUGUAAAGCAGCUGCGUGAAGAAACAGGAGCAGGAAUGAUGGACUGCAAGAAAGCUCUCUCAGAAACUGGAGGUGACUUAAUUAAAGCUCAGGAGUUUCUCAGAAAGAAAGGGUUAGCAAGUGCAGACAAGAAAGCCAGCAGAGUCACAGCUGAAGGAAGAAUAGGUUCAUACAUUCACGACAGUAGGAUUGGUGUCCUUAUAGAGGUCAACUGUGAGACAGAUUUUGUGUCUCGAGGUGACAUUUUUAAGGAGUUGGUUGAUGAUCUAGCUAUGCAAGUGGCUGCAUGCCCUCAAGUACAGUAUCUUGUUACAGACGAUGUUCCCAAGGAAAUAGUGGACAAGGAAAGGGAAAUUGAAAUGCAAAAAGAGGAUCUCUUGUCCAAACCGGAGCAGAUUAGAUCCAAAAUUGUUGAUGGGCGGAUUAGAAAGAGACUCGAGGAGUUGGCAUUGCUUGAGCAGCCUUACAUUAAAAAUGAUAAGCUGGUGGUAAAGGAUUGGGUGAAGCAGACUAUUGCAACCAUCGGGGAAAAUAUAAAAGUGAAGAGAUUCUUGCGUUACAACCUUGGAGAAGGCUUGGAAAAGAAAAGCCAGGACUUUGCUGCAGAGGUCGCUGCCCAAACUGCUGCAAAACCUACCCCUUCACCUGUAAAAGAUCAGCCUGCUGCAGCUGAACCCCAGGGAGCUGUUGAUAAACCUCCAAAAGCAGCAAUUUCAGCUGCAUUGGUUAAACAGCUGCGGGAAGAGACUGGAGCUGGCAUGAUGGACUGCAAGAAAGCCCUUUCUGAAACGGGAGGGGACCUCGAGAAGGCUCAAGAGUACCUCAGAAAGAAAGGCCUCUCAACCGCUGACAAAAAAUCCAGCCGGCUUGCUGCUGAAGGCAGGAUUGGAUCUUACAUUCAUGACUCUCGCAUUGGAGUAUUGAUUGAAGUCAACUGUGAAACUGAUUUUGUGGGCAGAAGUGAAAAAUUCAAGGAGUUGGUUGAUGAUCUUGCAAUGCAGGUUGUGGCUUGCCCACGGGUGCAAUACGUGUCCAUCGACAAUGUUCCAGAGAGCAUUGUGAGCAAGGAGAAGGAACUGGAGAUGCAGAGAGAGGACCUUUUGUCCAAACCGGAGAACAUAAGGGAGAAAAUUGUCGAGGGAAGAAUCUCAAAGAGGCUUGGAGAGCUUGCUCUUCUGGAACAGCCCUUCAUUAAGAAUGACAGCCUUUUGGUGAAGGAUUUAGUAAAGCAGACUGUUGCUGCUCUGGGAGAGAACAUUAAAGUCAGAAGGUUCAUCCGAUUUACUAUAGGGGAGACAACUGAAAUUGCAAAAACUGAGGACGAAGCAUGAGAUGAUGCUGAAAAAAGAGAAACAUGAGCAAAUGCAUAGGCAUCGAGGCAGAAGGAACCUUUGUGGUAUGAUUGUCACUUGAAAUUCUGAAAAUGACAAAAUUGUUGAGGUUAAGGUAUUCUUAGAUUAAAACAUAGUCUAUUCUUUUUGGCUGUGAUGGAAGGUAAUGGACUUAUGGGAUUAGUACUGACUAUGUCCCAUGUUACUAAACUAAAGAUACUUUUUUGUCUUUUGCCUUCUGAGAUGAAUGGAGAAGAAUCAUAUCUCUGUUUUAUUCCUUCAA
Diospyros lotus (date-plum) is the source of this 4428-nucleotide messenger RNA. RefSeq names its product polyprotein of EF-Ts, chloroplastic. The record is from RefSeq and is a predicted model, not a curated record. The transcript is spliced from 4 exons. Gene Ontology annotation, cellular component: mitochondrial matrix. The coding region runs from base 300 to 4145 and encodes 1281 amino acids. Lineage: Eukaryota; Viridiplantae; Streptophyta; Magnoliopsida; Ericales; Ebenaceae. Gene Ontology annotation, biological process: mitochondrial translational elongation. Gene Ontology annotation, molecular function: translation elongation factor activity; protein binding.